AUGUAUGAGACACGGAUCUCCACGCUUGAAGAGCGCCUACUGGCCGAACAAGCAGAACGUGUUUAUGUUGCUGCCAAGGUUCCUGAGACGUGGAAAGAAAGAAAACUCAAUGAAUUCAUUCUGGAUAGCCCUCUUUCGUGGGAUGUGGAUGGUCUAAAUGGUGUUCUUGAACCAGGAGAUCUCUGGAAUUUGUCCUCACAGAUUCUACCUUCCUCUACUCGUUCAGAUACUCCAUUUUGGCCUGAUGGAAAAUUCAAUUCCUACACUGUGAAGUCAGGAUAUCUGCUUGCUUGCUCCCUUCGAGACAGAGCUGAGGCUUCUUCCUCGACUGCUGAUGAUUCACUUUGGCAUUGGAUUUGGGGUCUUGAGGUUCUUCCAAAAAUCAAACUUUUUAUGUGGAAGUGUUUAGCUGGGGCGAUACCUACUGCUAAAGCGCUUAUUUCUCGCUCGAUUGACGUUGAUCCUUUUUGUCGACGCUGUGGUAAUGCUUUGGAAACGGUGGAGCAUGUGUUGAGGGACUGUCCUUGGGCUUCUUUUGUGUGGGAAACCUCUCCUCUUCGACUUCAACCAGCCCCUGCCUCUGGGUUUUGCUCUACAGCUGAUUGGUUUGACAGCAUCCGACAAAUUCCCCAUGGUGAAGCGCACAAAACCUUUGCUAAUUUGGCUUGGGCGAUUUGGUUCUCUAGAAAUCUCUUGGUUUUCCAAAAUAAAGAGAUUUCUCACCUGGAAUGUUUGGCGACAGCCCAGAGAGCUUCUUGGACUAAAGUGAUUUCGCCAACAGUAGGAGCUGCUAAGUCUUUGACGAUGGUAUGCAGGCGUGAGCAGCAGGUUAAGAUUUCGUGUGAUGCUUCGGUUGUGGAGGGAGUUGGCGUGGGUUUUGGGGUGGUGACGACGGAUAAGGAGGGUGUGGUUUUGAACUGCUGUUUCGGUUUUAUGGUAGGGGUUUUUUCUGCACUUGAAGGUGAAGCUAAAGCAGUUUGGGAAGAUCCUGACCCAUCUUACUUUGGAGACACUCUUUCGAAUAUUCUCUCCUUGGCUGCCAUGUUACGUCUCUGUGGUUUUAGUUGGAUCCCCCGGGAAGGCAAUGCCAUCGCUGAUCGUUUAGCUAAAUUUGCUUCUGUUAAUCGUUCUGUUUUUACUUCUUCUGAUGUUCUCCCCGUUUUUGGGAACUCUCCUUCUUUGUCUUAA
Messenger RNA from Salvia miltiorrhiza (redroot sage), 1188 nucleotides. RefSeq lists its product as uncharacterized. The transcript is spliced from 3 exons. Bases 1 to 1188 code for a protein of 395 amino acids. The record is from RefSeq and is a predicted model, not a curated record. Lineage: Eukaryota; Viridiplantae; Streptophyta; Magnoliopsida; Lamiales; Lamiaceae.